Messenger RNA from Closterium sp. Naga37s-1, 2352 nucleotides. The record is from the annotation of a GenBank genome assembly. NCBI's taxonomy places the organism in Eukaryota, Viridiplantae, Streptophyta, Zygnematophyceae, Desmidiales, Closteriaceae.
AUGGCAUCGACGGUCGUGAGCGCUAUGGAAGGGGCGGCGGGAAUGGAGCACGCCAUGUCGUUGUAUCGGGUGAGACAACAGCGGGCGUGCGCGCAGGCAGCCGCCACUGCUCUUGCAUCCAGCAGCGCCCCUCGGUACCGCUGUGAACCGCACUCGCUUCCUCCCUCCGCCACAGCCUUCCACGAACUGGAAGCGCCCUGCCCACCGUGUCGACCGUUCAUGGCCCGCCCACCGUCGCCCUCUCGCCUUCUGCUGCCGCCCCUCAACCCCACUCCUCCGCUUUCUUAUUCUCGCCGCCGUAUACUCUCGAUCCUUUGCCCCGCUCCCUCCUUGCUCACUGCCUGGGCGGACGCCUACGGGCUCUCCCCCGACUCGCUGCUUCCGCCCUCCCCCCUCUCCCUUCCGCCCUCCCUUCCCCCCGCCCCUCAUCUCGAGGACUGCGCCGCGCUCACAGCGCUGCGCCAGCAUGCGGAGCAGCGGGGGCAAGGGGGGGAGCCGCCAGCAUGGGCGGAGCCACAGCCUGUUCAAGGAGUGCGAGGGGCGCAGGGGGAAGGGGAAGCGGGGGCGGCGUGCUGCAGGCGCGCAGCCUCUGGGGAAGCGAGCUGCGAGUUCAAGGCGUCAGUGAGAGUAGGCGCUGCAGCAAACGCCCCCGCCUCUCCUUCCCCUGCUGCAUGCUGCACGUGUGUGCCCCAGCCGCCCUGGGUGCGUCAUCUGCACUUUCGCCUCACACUCACUCGUGAGUCCACCUGUGACUCCCUUCUUCCAUUCUCCCUUUUCAAUCAUUCCUCUCUUCCACACACCCCUGCUUUCCAUAGCUGCACUGCACCGUGCUGUCCCCCCUGUCUCCUGCUCGCUUUGCCAGUUGGGAGGGGAGGCGAGACAGGGAGAAUGUAUCAUGGUAUGGAGCGGGGCAGUGCAGAGGGGUGUGUGCAAUUUCAGCUCUUCGCUCCUCUUCUCAUCUUCUGCUUUUCCCCUCGUCUCCCCGUCUUCUUGUGUCCUCAUACCCUCAUGUCUUCGUGUCCGCCAUCAUUGGCCGGGGCGUCACAUGUGCAGGUGCGAGGGGCGGACAGUGACAAUCUGGCGCUAACCAGAGUGGUGCACAUCAUGGCAGUGCUGCUGAGCGUGGCCCUCUCCUCCAAUCGCAUCCUCGUGCCGCUGCCCGCCUCCUAUGGCCGCGCCAACUCCUCCCACUGCCACGCCAUGGGCCAUGGCAGCUCCUGGUCCUGCUUCUUUGCCCCCAUCACCUCCCCACUCUGCUCCCAAGAGGUCGCCCUCGCCCUCUUGGCCAAUCAGCUGCCGCCAUGUGUCGCCCCAGUGGAGGGCUACAGGGCGGCAGCGGCAGCGGCGGAGAGGGUGGUGUGUGUGAACACGUCGGGCCUCAACGACCUCAAGUUCGAAGCCUCUGCUGCCGGGCUGUGGGGCGAGGCAUAUGGCAAGGACCCCGAUGUGGUGGAGCAGCGAGGGGAGGUGCAGCUGGAGGGCACGGAGCAUAAGAAGUUACACUGGUGGCGGGCGCAGGCGGUGCGCUUCAUGCUGAGGUGGCCAUCAGCCCAUCUCUGCCACGUCAUCAACCAACAGAGACACACCGCCUACGGCAUGCACGUGGCCAAUCGCAUCGCUCGGCAAGCAGAGCUUCACUCACAGCUGCAGCAGUCACUGCCACCUCUGCCCCCACCCACUGACUCAAACGCUCCCAGUGCCGCCGCUGCUGCUGAGGCCAGCGCCAUGGCUGCAGCAGUUGCAGCCGCAGCAGCAGCUAGGUUUGCUGGUGAACGUUCCUCAGAUUCCACUGCUGCCGCUGCUGCUGCUGCUGCUGCUGCAGGUGGUGGUGGUGCGAGUGGGUCAUCGCCAGCAUCGCUGGCAUGUGAGCCGUACAUGGUGCGGCCGAUCGUGAGCGUGCAUGUGAGGCAGAGCGACAAGCAGGUGGAGAUGGGCGUGUGGUCCUUCGCCGCCCACAUGCUGUUUGCCGCCCGCCUGCAGCGCACCCUCGUGGACCUCAAGCACCACACGCGUACGCUGCGCUGCACGCGCCUGUCCUCACCCAUCCCUCUCCGCCCUCCCCCCGCCACCACGGUGCAGUCAGUGAUCAACGAGGCGGCCACGCCCCUGUAUGCGGGCUGGAACUUCCUCUACGCCGCCAACGGCCGCCUGCCAGAGGGCGCCCUCGACCCGCACGAGUACGACGCGCUGCAGUCGCCCGCUGCCAGCCUGGCGAGUGCGUUGAUCGCAGCGCAGUGCGACUCCUUUAUCGGGUCGCUGGGGUCCAACUGGAGCCGCCUCAUCAACGAGCUCAGAGCCACCAGUGGGCGGCUGUACAGUGGAUUCGUGGCCAUGAACCUGGGCGAGUGGUGA